AUGAAGCUCAAGACUCGCAUCACUUGGCCUCCGCAAUACCAAGAGGUGAUCGAGAGCGUUUUUGCCUUUCCUUUCACAAUUUGUAUCGGCUAUGGCUCUAGCCUUAUUAAGGCGCAUCGUUAUCGUUUGUCUACUGCUGUCCGGGUGAACUCGCAGGUCAAGGUUGGCGAGACAGCGGUGUUCCGCUGUGACGUCACGACAGACCCGAGCCAGCAGCUGAGCGUGAAGUGGUUCUUCAACGACGAACCAGUCGACUUCGGCGCUGAUCCCCGCCUGGUACUUGAGCGUGACAACUCGUUCACUAUCACGCGAACCGUCAAGACCGACUCCGGUGUGUACGCGUGCGUGGCGAUAACGGCAGUGGACAGCGACCGAGCGAGCGCUACGCUCGUUGUUUUGGAUGUUCCUGAACCCCCGGAGAUAGAAAGCGUUAGCUGCGACGGUCUCUCGGCGCAAGUCAAGUGGACAUCCCGGGAUGACGACCGCAGCACCACGCCGGUCCUGUUCUUCUCAGUCCAGUACACUACGAACCACAAGCGUGGCUCGUGGGACUACGUCGCUACGCAUAUCCCAGCGAGCGACAGGGAGUGGAGAGUGUCGCUACGUCCCAGGACCAUUUACAAGUUCCGAGUAUUGGCGCACAACAAGGUCGGGUCGUCGCCGCCUUCCGAGCCUUCGCGGGUGCGGUGUGGCACCAAUACGGACGUUCCCGGCAAGAACCCCGAACGUGUGACUGCCCGUUGGGACGACUCGGGCGACCUAGUCGUCUCGUGGAAGCCCAUGCCGCCCGAAGAGCACUACGGACCCGAUUUCGCGUACAUGGUGCUGUACCAUGCCGACUUCCCGAGUGCCAUGAGCUGGAGCGGAACACUGGUCACGGACUGGACUGAAAAUAAGUUGGCACUGAAAGGUCUGCGCAAGGACUUUACAUACCGCAUCAGGGUGGAGGCGCACAACGUGCAUGGAAAAGCAAGGGUUGCCGCCAAGGAUCUUCUCGUCAGCCCGGCUGACAAGGGGCAGCGCACGAAGACCAAGUUAUAUAGUAUCGUAGAUAUGGUAACUUUCGUCCUGGCUGUCAUGCCUGAAUUCGUCGCGGGAAUGUGGCGACAGACAUAGUGUGUCCAGGAAGCAAUGUGAGGUCUGUCGCCGUUCACUUUGAAGCUAUUAGGCUGUUCGCCCCACCCUUAGCGUGCAUCGCAGCGAAUUCAAAUAAACUCAAAUGAAUUCAGUUUCGUUGUUUCUGAAUUGUCUCAACACCAAAAUGUUUAGAACCGCGGACAAACGGUUUGUGUAGCUUUACGUGACUCCUCUUCUACAAGGCAGAGCACGAGUGGUGUUACAUAAUCAUGAAUCACAGUUUCAGCAUGAAGUAAGGGAAAUACGUAUUGCACAUAUGGAACACGCACAUGAAAAAUUAUGAAAGUGAGGCAGAGGUUUUAAGAACAGAAAGUAACAACCCUUCACUUCCGAUUGCAUGUAUUACGUAAGUGAAAUAACCAUUGUUUAGUUUGCAAUUCGACAAAUACGCAGUAACAAGAAACACACUUUUAUUUAAAUUUUGGGGGAACACAUAAGAAAAGAAACCUGCCAUAAUAAAUGUUAUAAAAUGUCAAGACAACAGGGUAAUCUGAACCACGACGGAAUGAGUAAGUUUUCCUCUAUUCAAAUUCCUCAUAAAAUUAGCGGUUCCCUCUAUUGCCCUAUCCAAUCAAGCAUUACUGCCGAAAUUUAGGGCAAAUGUGACUGUAUGCUUGCCUCAUGAUGUGCCAGUCCACAGGUCUUUUUCUCUUUAGUUCUUUUUCCCUCG
Molecule: messenger RNA, 1807 nt
Organism: Rhipicephalus sanguineus (brown dog tick)
Lineage: Eukaryota; Metazoa; Arthropoda; Arachnida; Ixodida; Ixodidae
Product: neuroglian
Exons: 3
Coding region: 1-1116 (371 amino acids)
Biological process (GO): cell-cell adhesion
Molecular function (GO): protein binding
Source: RefSeq, a predicted model, not a curated record